Molecule: messenger RNA, 1908 nt
Organism: Anopheles cruzii
Lineage: Eukaryota; Metazoa; Arthropoda; Insecta; Diptera; Culicidae
Gene: Cog6
Product: conserved oligomeric Golgi complex subunit 6
Exons: 3
Coding region: 1-1878 (625 amino acids)
Biological process (GO): intra-Golgi vesicle-mediated transport
Cellular component (GO): COG complex
Source: RefSeq, a predicted model, not a curated record
AUGGCAGCGGCCGAUGCUAAAGAAGACUACAUCCAGCAGCGAUUGAACAAGGUUCUUGAGGCGCACAUCGAAACGGAUCGUGAAACGCUCGACGCACUCUCGGAUCUGUCGUCGUUCUUCAAGGACAACACGCUCCAGUCACGCCGCAACUUACGGAGCCAGAUCGAAAAGCGCAGUCUGGAAAUAAAUCAGCGCUUUUUGGGUGCAUUUCGCGAAGUGAAGGAAUUGCUGGACGGAAUUUGCGAUGACAUAAACGGAAUGAGCCAGUCGGUCGAGGGCAUGAAGUCACAGCUGCGCAGCACCGAGGCCCAAACGAAGGAUCUCAUACAGCAGGCCAACACGUUGCAGGAGGAAAAUGGCAAACUGCAGGUGCAGCAAAAGAUUGCCAACGGUUUCCUGUCCCGCUUUCAGGUGUCUGUGGCGGAGCACCAGAUGCUGUACGGAGCGAAGCGGGACGCACCGAUAACGGCAGAGUUUUUCCAAGUGCUGGACCGUGUGCAAAGCAUUCAUGCCGAUUGCCGCACGCUAAUGCAGAGCGGUUACCAAACGGUGGCGUUGGACAUAAUGGAAGAGAUGACACUGCACCAGGAAGCGGCCCUGGAACGGUUGUAUCGCUGGACGCAAUCGCACUGCCGAAACGUUGAUUCCAACGAGAUGGGUGUGCUGAUUAUCGAGGCCAUGGCACGGCUGCAGGAUCGGCCGGUGCUGUUUAAAUACGUGAUCGAUGAGUAUUCCACCGCGCGGCGGUCCGUUGUGGUGCGCAGCUUCAUCGACGCACUGACGAUCGGUGGCUCCGGUGGUAAUGCGCGACCGAUCGAAAUGCUGGCCCACGACCCGAAGCGCUACAUCGGGGACAUGUUUGCCUACAUCCAUCAGAUUCUUCCCCCCGAAAAGGAAAGCUUGCAGAUGUUGGUUCGAAACUGCGACAAGGAAGACAUAACGGAGCAGGUUCAGUCGGCGAUGGUUAACAUCUCCGAUGGGGUGUGCCAUCCACUGCGGGUGCGCGUCGAGACGAUACUGAACGCGGAAAAGGACACCAUCAUACUGUACUCCAUCUUCAAUCUGAUCAAGUUCUACCAAAACAUGAUCAACAGCAUCGUGAAAGGCGGCCAGCUCGAACAGUGCAUGGCCGAUAUGCAGCUAUUCUCCGAGACCACGUACUUGAACUCCCUCGCAUUCCAGGUGAAGCACCUGCUGCAGGGUCCGAACGAGAACCGGAUCGGUCUCGAACCACCACAAACGGACCUGGUACCGUCACCGAGCGUGGGCCGGCUGCUAAACCUCCUCAAAGAGAUCCUUUCGGUGGCCAGUAUGGUGGCGGGCAGUCAGACGGAUAUAGUAAAAAUUGUUGGCUGCGUUAUCGAUCCGCUGCUUCAAUCGGUCCAAGAAUCGGCGUCCCAUUUACCGACCACGGACAUGGCAGUUUACUUGCUCAACUCCUUGUACCAAAUCGAGAGCGUCAUCUCGAUCUACGAAUACAUGGAGGAACGGCUCGAAAGGCUGCGGGCCCAAUCGGAUGCCCAGAUUGACACGCUAACGUCCGAGCAGGCCUCAUCGCUCGUGGCGAACCUCAACCUCGGUCCCAUCUACACCGUUUUGCAGGGCAAUGCGACCCAAAUUGACCAGCGGCAUUUGCAGACCUUCGUGAUCAAACUGGAGCAGUUCCUGCAAACACCGGAGAUACUACUGCUGACCCAGGUGAAUCUACUUCUGAGCAGCGGACACCGGGCGACGGUGCAGAAACGAUCGUUCAACGUGAUCAUCGCCAUUUACCGGCAAAUCUACGAUCGCAUCAACGAUCCCACUAACGGUUACACCAACCCGGAAACGAUCCUUUCGAAAACCCCGGAACAGGUGGCCGAACUGCUGUGUGGAUAAGUUAUUAGUUGAAUAAAUUAAGCAAAGUUA